AUGAAGAUUGCUUUUAUAUUUCUUAUUGUUUUAGCUUUAAGUUAUCAUAUAUUUGGUAACCCUAUCAAAGACCAUGAUUCCUACAGUGGAGGUUACGGCAAUGAUAGGCAUAAAUCCAAAACGAAAGGAAUAGUUUAUAAAGAAGUACGUAAAUACGUUAAGAAUGAUCACGCCAGGCCAUACUACAACGUAGGCUACAAAGGAAAGAAAGGUUAUGACGACUACUAUUAUAUUGGUAAGAAAGAUUACGACGAUUAUUACUAUGGAAAGAAAGGUUACGACGAUUAUUAUUACGGAAAGAAAAUGUAUAAUGAUUAUGAUAAAAAAGGAGGCUAUAGUAAUAAUUAUUAUGGGAGAAAGGGUCAUGAUGACUACUAUGGAGGGAAAAAAGACUACAAUGAUUACGGAAAGAAAGAUUACGGCCAAGAAGGAUACUACUAUGGUUAUUACAAACAAGGACAAGACUCCCAUGGUAAGGGUAAAUCUGGGCGUAAUUAUGGCUACCAAGAUAUUUAUGGAGAUAAAAAGCAUGAUUAUGAUUACUAUACUGAAUAUUAA
Trichoplax adhaerens is the source of this 558-nucleotide messenger RNA. RefSeq lists its product as uncharacterized. The record is from RefSeq and is a predicted model, not a curated record. The transcript has 2 exons. Lineage: Eukaryota; Metazoa; Placozoa; Uniplacotomia; Trichoplacea; Trichoplacidae. The coding region runs from base 1 to 558 and encodes 185 amino acids.